AUGUUUGAUCAGAAUUUGUCUCUCAUUCAGCCUGGUGGAUAUUUUAAUAUUAUAUGGUUUUUUGGAGAUCCUUUAAAAAAAAAAUUUAAAUUAAAACAAAAAAAAGAAAUUGAUGAUCGUGAAUUAAGUUUUGUAAUUUCACAGUUACAACCAUAUAUAUUUAAUCUUCGAGAAGGUGUACAGUAUGACAAAACUUUUGCAUUACCUUUAAAUGUUGCCUAUCGUCUUGUUUAUGGAACAUUAGAAUGUAUUAAUUUUCUUCUUGAUGGUAUGGAAAAAAAACUUAAUGAUAUGACUUCUGUUGAAGUGAACUUUCUUCAAAAAGAUAAACAAUUUGAAAUUUCUGGACAUCGAAUUAGUAGUGUUCUUCUCGGUCAUGAAGAUGAGACAGGAGAAAUAGAAGGAACAGUUGUAAGAAGGAAAAGAAAAUAUAAAAGUACAAUUUUUGAUGAUCAUGAAACUGAUGAUGUAUUUGAUGAACAAAUUGAUCUAAAUUUCAAAAAUUUAGAAAUAUGUGAAUCAUUUAUUGAAAAUCCCAUUGAUAAUACAUGCCACUCUCGUUUUACUACAACUAUGGGACAAACAGAAGACAUUGGAGAUCGUAGUAAAAGAAAGCGCGAAUUUACGGAAAUAUUUGACAUUAUUUCUGAAGUUGGUAGAACAAAUGAAAAUGUUAUUGAAGUAGCAAGAGAAGCCUUUUCUUCAAAUCCUAUACUUUCUAAUGCUUUUGAAAAAAGAAUAAGUGGUGCUUUUGAAGAAUUAGAUAAGUGUUAUGAUCUGAUACUUGAUGAUAAAGCUGCACAAACUGAAUUGUACUUACAGAAAUUAAAGCUUGUAGACCAAAAUGUGAUAAAUAAUGAAUGUAUUGCUCAAAUUAGUAGACAAUUUGGAAGAAGAUUUUCUAUCAGGGCAGACACUACUGUUCCAUCUGAUAUUUAUAAUGAAUUAACUUCUAUCGUCCAAGGCAAAAGUACGAUUUUUGCGCCACCUUCCACUCUUCAAAUAACUAGAGAAGAGGAAUGUGAACAGAUGGAUUUCACAGCUCCCAAUGUUCAAGAAUUAUCAUUUGUACCAGGGGUAUCUGAAAUGUCAUUUAAAGAGCUAAAUGUUCCAGAAAUACGUGAAGUUACUCUUGAAAACCCAAUUGUUCCAUCGCCUGGAAGAGAAACAUCAAUACAACGUGAAACAACUGCUUUACAUGUAUCUGAACAUGCUAUAACUUCCCCAAAUCAAUUAAAUAAAGAAUUAUCUCCUAUUAUUCAAGGACCAGCUAAAAAAAGAAGAGUUCAUGGGACGUCAAGACCUCGUCAGCCACGUCAACAUGUUCCUAGUUCGUUAGAUGCUAUUUCAUCAAUGGAAACAUUGGAGGAGAUUCUUCAUUUUUUUAAUAACAGACGAGCUUCAUCAUCUCAAAAAAUAGCUCGGAAAAUUAAGCUUAUUUCUACGUUUUGCAAAAAUUUGUUAAAUACUUUAACAAAACAACGAGAAAAUAUUGAUAUGCAUGAAUAUAUGCAAUCUGCUUUUUGGUUCAGAAGCAUUGAAGAUGUUGCAGAAAAAGUUUAUAAAAAUAAUGGUUGUUUGGUGGAUAUGUUUGAGAAACUUCAAACUUUACCUUUUGUAAACAAUGAAAAUGGCUUUAUUAUUGAGAGUGAGUACAAGGAUGAACUGAAAAAUGUUUUGUAUAAUUUAAAAAUUUCUAAUGUUGAUUAUGCUUUGUAUGCAGCUAUUGUUGACAUGCCUAUCAUUGGUUUAUGUAAUGAUUUAUACAAUAGAAAUAUUAUAAGAAAGUGGCUUAAUGUUGAUUGGUUAAAUGAAACAUCUUCACAAAUGUCUUUUCUUUCUGAUUAUGCUGGACCAAGUGGUAGAAGUUAUAAUUUUCUACCUAAAUGUUUACCAAAAUCUUUUACAUAUCCUGACUUCACACAUUCUCUUAGAACAUUAAAUCGUCCAUAUGAAAAAUUGAAAUACUUUUUUUUAAAAAAAAUGGGUCUUGAUCGUGAUUUGUAUCAUCGUAAUAAUAAAGGGUGUGCUAAGAAGACAAUGAAAUUUGUCAUCAAUGAUUUGAAAAAUUGGAACAUUAAUGAAAAUUUAAGAAUAAUUGAAAAAAUGAUAAAGGAUGUUGUUUUUUCAGAUAAUCUUUUGACAUCUAAAUUUUAUAGUCUUCAAUCAUUGGAAGAUAAAAGAGAUGUAACAAAGAAAGUUGUUAACACAUUUGCAUAUAAUCCAAAUGGAACAAUUGUUUGGUCAGAUUUAACUUUAUUUGUUGAUUCAUUAAUGAAAGUGUAUUGCGAAGAUGAAGAUGAUGAAAAUGUUGAAUCCAUCAACAUUAAACAAUUUGUAAAUGAACUCUAUUGUCCUUCUCAACGUAAAACAUUUUUUCAAGAAGCAGUUAAGCCUGUUGAAUUUGAAUCAAGACUGCAGGAGAUUCAUAAUUCAUUAGUUUCUUUGUAUGGUGAACCUGAAAACUAUUUUUAUAGUGAAUCUAAUGAAAAAGUAAUCUCACAAUUUGAACAAAUUAUGCCAAUGCUAGUUGAAGAUGAAACAAGUAUAGAUGAUGAAUUUGAUAUGGAAACUAUUGUAGAUGAUUUGGAUACCUUUGAGUUAAAUUUAUUUUUAGGAUACAUAUGUACUGUAUCAGUAGUUGAAGAAGAACCUCAGGAAAGGACUUUUAAUAAUGUAAAAUCAUUGUAUGAAACUUUUAUUAACAAUGAAGAAGAUCUUAGAACCAAGUUUUAUGCUGGUACUCAAAUAUUAGUUCCAUCAAAAUGGGAGGAAAUUUUGACAAGUUAUUCAAGGAAAGAUAGAAAACGACCUAAUGCUGAAUCCCCAUCUACAGAAGAGAAGUCAAAACGCCAACGUGUUAGUUUAAGUUUACCACCAAUACCCGAAGAAGAUUUUUUUAUUGAUGAAGAUGAUGGUAGACUGGAGGAAGUUUCUGUUUUACCUCAUAUAGAAGAGGUACGUGAAGUUGAAGGAUCUGUUAUUGGAAAAUCGCAGUCAAGUAUUGAUUCCAUAACAUUUAAUAUUUUUCCCAAUUCAGCUAAUGGUGGUCUAUCUGAAUAUUCUAAUGAAUCAAUCACAUUAACAAGAUUUGAUGAGGGUCCAGUAAUUGAAGAAGUACCUAAGGAAUCUGAACUGUCAUCUUUAUUACCGCUGACUGCAGGACAAGAAAAAGAAUGGGCUGAUAAAACUUUACCACUUCCUGAUAUUUCUCAUGAGCAACAACCACACGAGAUUUCUGAAGCAAUAUUAAUGUCAUCAUCUACGUUACAGACUAAUGUUGUUAAUGAAAAAAGGAAAGAAAUAGAAGAAUUACUAAAGCGACCUGACGUUAUUCCAGAAUAUCAAUUUGUCUUUUCAAGAACUAAUUUUCGUUAUGAAGAUGAAAACAAAAAUGUGAUUACGGAGAAUGAAUACCUAAAAAAUGCUGCACAUCAAAUUGGAUCUAUUCAGUCAUAUGAUGAAGAUGAUAAUGAUGCAUCGUCUGAAGAUGAUGCAAGAUUAGGAAUUUCUGAUUAUUUUAAAGACUUUUCUCUAAAUAAUUGUAUGGAUACAUCAUUAUUAACAUACGAAAAAGUAAAAAGAGUAGCUGGUGCUUCUGGAAGGACUACCUUUAAAGAAGUUGUAAAGGAAUCACCAAUACGAUCAUUUGUUGCAAAAACAUUCUACAAUAUGAUUCUCCUUUCAAGAGAAUCUAAAUAUUUAAAUAUUUGUCAAAAAGAUUUAGGUGAUAUUAAAAUUAUAGUUAAAGAUUCACCUGACGAUGAAUAA
Molecule: messenger RNA, 3771 nt
Organism: Strongyloides ratti
Lineage: Eukaryota; Metazoa; Nematoda; Chromadorea; Rhabditida; Strongyloididae
Exons: 2
Coding region: 1-3771 (1256 amino acids)
Source: RefSeq, a predicted model, not a curated record